This is a messenger RNA of Gaeumannomyces tritici R3-111a-1, 885 nucleotides long. RefSeq lists its product as hypothetical. The record is from RefSeq and is a predicted model, not a curated record. The transcript has 4 exons. Bases 1 to 885 code for a protein of 294 amino acids. NCBI's taxonomy places the organism in Eukaryota, Fungi, Ascomycota, Sordariomycetes, Magnaporthales, Magnaporthaceae.
AUGCCGAGGCUGAUUGACGGCAGAGACCAGGACAAGCUCGAAGAACCGUUCUUCGACGACGUAGCGGCAAUGGGUCCAUCCGGGUACAUCUCAUCAGCCAUCUCGCGGGCCGUCGAGGGGCGCGCGAUGCCGUUAUCUCCGGGAGGCCAACGCGCCGGAAUUAAGGCCCCAGACGUCGCAACAGGCACGAUUUGCGGAAAGGCACGAGCCGUAAAGCUUCGACGUGCCGGACACCCAGCAACCGAGCCCGCGCUCGAGGCAAUAGGAACACUUAGGCAUCAGGAUGCCGAGAGAAGCCGAAGUGUCGACGACACGACGGCGGCGCUGAGUGCUGGAGCCGCUACGCUUCUUCUGCACAUGCCACUUUCAACGCGCAUUGCACCACGAAACGCGCAUCGCAAGGACCAUACAAACCCGGCCCGUUUUCCUUCAAGUCACCUUGCAUUGCCAUCACCCGAUCCCACCUGCCACGAGUCCCGAUGGCAGCACCUCUGGCCAACAUGGACCGCGAGAGAUUCGAGCAUAUCGAGGACAAGGCAUCGCAGCAGCUCAGCUUCGACAACCCGACGCAUACAUCGCUCGUCGGCACCGGCGGUGACUAUGUUUGACGGCAUCAGCACGCUGCCCAGCAAGGUCGCUAUAUAUGAAGAAUACAGCCUGCGAGACGACGAGGAGAGGCGGGUGUGGAUUGACCGCCUGAUUGCCGCUAUCGAAGCCUACCUCACGAGCGUCGGCGAUCGUGUCGACAUCCCGUUUUACGACGAUCUGAUCUUUGGUGACACAGACGGCGCUCAGUCUAGCACGCUCCGCGUUGCGUGGGCCGGGGCGUUUGCGGCGCCGCUGGGAAGCACACGUCGCUGUUCGGCUGCUUAUAGAUCACGCUAA